CACAGACUCCCGAAGAAGCAAAAGUGGCUUUACCUUGCUGCUCUGGCUGCCAAAAAACCUGCCCUGCACGUUUUUCUUAGUUUAAGCUGUUAAGAGGAAGGAAACAUCUCACACACAGGCCUCAUUUUCUGCAUGUAAAAUGUGUGUGUUCUUUAAAAGCCAGUGGUUGGCUGGUUUUCCGGACAUGAUGUGGUUGAAGCUGUCAUCGUAAUGGAAAUUCAUUGCUGUAGCUAUGGUAAAUCGAGUUUUCUGCCUGUGCUGAAUGCAUUAGUCUAAUGAGAUGUUUGCAGCUGGAGAGCUGAGCUGCAGGAGACGUACAGUGUAGCCACUAAGAGACAGGGAGAAGAUGGCUUGCGCGAUAGUCCAUGUGCGUGUCCUGAAAGUCCUCUGUCCUCUGGGUCAACAGUCUGGGUCCCGAUAAAGAAACUGAUCAGAGUUCUAAAAUAAAGUAAUAGCACCUCCUCUGCAUAUAAAUAACCCGUCAUCACUGCUUACGAGACUGGUAAUGGCUGAAAUGCAAUCUCCAAGGAUAGCGGGGAGAAAACGAGGCAGACCCCCACUUCACUCGGCACCAAUGAAAAUGGCGGUCCACAACCUUUACUCUGCUUCUGCCUGUUCCUUACCAGUUGUGAAGAUCCCAAAGAAGCGAGGCCGAAAACCUGGGCACAAGCUGAAGUCUCGUGUUCUAAUGACUCCUUUAGCAAUCUCUCCUCCGAGAAGCACACCGGGGCCCGAUGUCAGCUCCAUCCCCCAGGAUGCAGCCGCCAUACCCACCUCGGCAGCAGCGCAGGCGCUCACAGUUUGCAUUUAUGUCAACAAACAAGCCAACUUGGGGCCAUACCUGGAGAGGAAGAAGGUACAACUGCUCCCGGAGCACUUUGGGCCUGAGAGGCCCUCAGCAGUCCUGCAGCAGGCGGUUCAGGCAUGCAUUGAUUGUGCACACCAGCAGAAGACAGUCUUCUCCCUGGUCAAGCAGGGAUAUGGUGGCGAAAUGGUGUCCGUCUCAGCUUCUUUUGAUGGGAAACAGCAUCUCCUGAGCCUGCCGGUGGUGAGCAGCCUUGGCUGUGUCUUAAGCUUCCUGAGGAAGCUGUGUCAGAGCCUGUUGUGUGAAAACCUCUUCAGCAGCCAGCCUCUCCCCCAAUACCCCGGGGCUCCUGAGAACGGCCCACAUUAUGAGGACUGGAGGAUGGAGUCAGCCAAAGCUGUCAUCUCGGAAGAUUACCUGGUGGACCCUAUGGGUAUGAAGCGCUACAGUGUGGACCCCUCUGAUUCAGCCUUCAAUUGCACGGGCUCUUCCUCUUCCUCCUCCCUCUACUCUGGGAGGCUGAACUCCGGAGAUGGAUGCCUUGGGAGAGGCCUUGCUACUUCCUCCUGCAGUCAUCGCUCUGGCCCCCUGUCUUCUGGGGGCCCCUCAACUGUUGGUCUGAGGCACCAAGCAUCCAGCCUCAUGAGGAAUGCCACUUAUUUGGAAGGAAACAAAAGUGCCUCAAGUCCUUCUCCAGAUGGACAAGAUACAUCCCGGCCCACCAGCAAGAAUCCCUCUACCUGGACUGUGGAAGAUGUAGUCUGGUUUGUGAAAGAUGCUGACCCUCAGGCCUUGGGACCUCACGUGGAGCUCUUCAGAAAACAUGAAAUUGAUGGCAAUGCAUUGUUACUGCUCAAGAGUGACAUGAUCAUGAAAUAUUUGGGCUUGAAACUAGGGCCUGCCCUGAAACUUUGCUACCACAUUGAUAAACUCAAGCAGUCCAAGUUCUGAGAUUCUCUGGAGCAUAGAAGCCACAUGCUGACAUCAUGUAAAAGGGUGGAAUUUAAGGUAAUUUGCUGCCUUACCAACCACAAAAUUAUUUUCUCCUUAAAACAAAACAAAACAAAGACUUU
Messenger RNA from Dromiciops gliroides (monito del monte), 1878 nucleotides. It is a transcript of the gene SCML4, whose product is annotated as Scm polycomb group protein like 4. Gene Ontology annotation, molecular function: protein binding. The transcript is spliced from 8 exons. Bases 506 to 1756 code for a protein of 416 amino acids. The record is from RefSeq and is a predicted model, not a curated record. NCBI's taxonomy places the organism in Eukaryota, Metazoa, Chordata, Mammalia, Microbiotheria, Microbiotheriidae.